Molecule: messenger RNA, 835 nt
Organism: Octopus sinensis (East Asian common octopus)
Lineage: Eukaryota; Metazoa; Mollusca; Cephalopoda; Octopoda; Octopodidae
Exons: 5
Coding region: 328-723 (131 amino acids)
Cellular component (GO): sarcoglycan complex
Source: RefSeq, a predicted model, not a curated record
AAAAAUCAUUUUAAACUGUUAGAUAAGUUUCGUUACUUGACAGAAGUUAUUAUUAUUUGAUGUGUGAAGAACGAUGUAUCUUCAUGUGGUUGAUUUCCUUUCUGCGAAAAUAGGUACUUCUACUAAAAUAGCAGCAGCUAGGCAAGGAGAAGAGAAGCGGUACCAUUCCUUAACACGUAAUGGCUGACGUUCCUUGUUGCUAAAACUUUUACUUUACCUCUACUAAGAAUAACUUCUUCAGAAUUAUAAUUCUUCACAUUUCCCUGCUAGAUACAUGCUCAAAAAAUUCCCUUUUUUUUUUAAUGGACGUGACUCUGAUGUGAAACAAUGAUCCUCUUGGAUAAUGUGCUUCCUAUCGUCGAUGAUUUUGAUCCUCCCAAAUGUCUCAGUGAACGCUGUCAUGACAUAUUUCCUGAUUUUGUAACGUUUGUCAUCAUACCGGCUGCUGUAUUGCUUUUGGUUGUUCUCUUUCUCAGCUGCAUGAUGUGUUGUGGUAGAGUUGGCAUAGAGAAAAGAAUUUGUCAGACACCAGAAUCUGAGCUGACUCAGUACACUUCAAUUCGGCAAGCUUCCCUUAGUCUUCGUCAGUUAUCAAAUAAUCGUGAUACUCCAAUAAAUAUAAGAAGUGCCUCUUUGUCACUUGCACAUCAAAAGCGCCGACAGCGUCUCAACAAGGCCCAUGGAAAUACAUCUCAAUCUGCCCCAACAACGUUACAGAGAUGAAGAUCAGAGAAAAACUGAUUGCCAUGCAGUAUAUUCAGAUACAAAGCUGAGACAGCCAAGAAAUCUACAGAGGAAUAAACAUUUUCGGACUCUAAUCACAAUUGUAAAAAAA